Molecule: messenger RNA, 495 nt
Organism: Suillus paluster
Lineage: Eukaryota; Fungi; Basidiomycota; Agaricomycetes; Boletales; Suillaceae
Exons: 2
Biological process (GO): alcohol metabolic process
Molecular function (GO): alcohol dehydrogenase (NADP+) activity
Source: RefSeq, a predicted model, not a curated record
GUUGGCGGCCUCGGACAUCUUGCUAUUCAGUUCGCUGCAAAGAUGGGCUGCCAGGUGGUGGUGUUCUCGGGGACAGAGAGCAAGAAGGAAGAGGCGAUGCAGCUUGGUGCAAGUGAGUUCUACAUGACGAAGGACGUGGAGAAGCUGCAGAUAGGGGCACCCAUCAAGCACCUCUUUGUCACAUCGUCCCAGCAGCCUGACUGGAAGUUUUACCUCCCCAUACUCGUGCCGCACACCAAGAUCUACCUGCUCACUGUGUCUAGUGAUGCCCUCACCUUGCCGUACAUGCAGCUCGUCAACAAUGGCCUUACGCUCCAGGGUAGCAUCUGUCCUUCAUGUGGAACACAUGUCAAGAUGUUGAGGUUCGCAGCACUUCAUGGCAUCAAGCCCAUCGUCCAGGAAUUCCCGUUGACCCGGACAGGCAUAGAAAAAUCGAUGGAGAAGCUUGAGAAAGGAGAAGUAAGGUACCGUGCGGUCUUGGUCGCUGAAGUGUAA